Messenger RNA from Neurospora hispaniola, 817 nucleotides. RefSeq lists its product as uncharacterized. The record is from RefSeq and is a predicted model, not a curated record. The coding region runs from base 88 to 621 and encodes 177 amino acids. NCBI's taxonomy places the organism in Eukaryota, Fungi, Ascomycota, Sordariomycetes, Sordariales, Sordariaceae. The transcript has a single exon.
GGAUCGAUAUUUUCCCCUCUCUAUUAUCAUUGAGCAAAAGGAGGACGCACGAACGAUGUAUUCUGACAACUUACAUACAACAUAGAAAUGGUACAUCGAAAAAAAGAAAAACAAAGAACAAAAUGGCGACAGACGAAAAGAAAAACAAAACGAAGAAGACCCAUCUCACCAGAACACCUCCCAUUUGGACGAGCUGGGAAUCGAACCCAGGACCUUUCGCAUACAGGUGAGUAUGCUAAGCGAACGCUCUACCAACUGAGCCACACGCCCUCCGCAGGAAAAGUGGAGAUGGGUGAAGGUGAAGGUGAUUUGGGAAGUGGACGAGCUGGGAAUCGAACCCAGGACCUUUCGCAUACAGGUCAGUAUGCUAAGCGAACGCUCUACCAACUGAGCCACACGCCCUUAUUUGUGAUGAUGGUUAUCAUAUGUUGGAGAUGCGGCUCGGAUGAAGGGUUCAUUACCGGAGUGUGGUUGGUUGUAAACAUUGAUGUUCGGAAGGGAGGGCAUGUAAUUAUCGCAGGUACAACGGAAGGGUGUAUGACGUGGGUCGUUGCUAGGUGGAUGAAUUUUGAUUUUUUUGGAAGUUGCAAGUUUGUUAGAGUUUGGAAAGCUGCGCAGUGAUUGAAUUAUCGUUGAGUGUCUGGGAAGUGGUGCGGCUUGUGGUCGUAUUGGUGAGGUUUGCUUCUUCGAUCUUUACCGAGACUGAGGGUUUCAAACUGGUGGUCACUGCAUCGUUUGUUUUGUGGAUCAAGCUCUGAGGGAGACCUGGUGGGCUGCCUUUGGCGUUUUCGUCAUUGAUGUGCAAAUACAAAUAGGG